Messenger RNA from Leptopilina heterotoma, 1225 nucleotides. RefSeq names its product exosome complex component RRP40 (gene Rrp40). Lineage: Eukaryota; Metazoa; Arthropoda; Insecta; Hymenoptera; Figitidae. Gene Ontology annotation, cellular component: cytoplasmic exosome (RNase complex); nuclear exosome (RNase complex). Gene Ontology annotation, molecular function: RNA binding. The record is from RefSeq and is a predicted model, not a curated record. Gene Ontology annotation, biological process: U4 snRNA 3'-end processing; nuclear polyadenylation-dependent rRNA catabolic process; poly(A)-dependent snoRNA 3'-end processing. The transcript has 3 exons. Bases 159 to 875 code for a protein of 238 amino acids.
AAGAAUUGCUUUUAUAAAUUUAUAAUGUUCGAUAAAAUACAUAAUUCAAAUAAUAUUUUCCUGACAGAAAAACUAGUCUAAAAAUUUAUUUUUCAUUGGAUUAGAUAUUUUGUUAUUUUUGAAAAAAGAUUCAACGGGAAAGCAGAAAAUUAAAGAAAAUGAUGGAAGUUAAAAUUGACGAUAUCGUUAUGCCCGGUGAUAUUGUAAAGGAAAUUUUUCCGAGUAAAGGAAAAAUAAAAGUAAUGCUGGGUCCUGGACUUAAACGCGAUGGUGAAAAUGUAAUUGUCUGCAAAGCCGGUGUUUUAAAACGACGAGAUCCUUUCAUUUAUUAUGUCAAUAGUUAUGAAAAAAGAUACGUUCCAAAUCGAGGUGAAAGCGUAGUGGGAAUUGUAACACAAAAAGCCGGCGAUAUAUUUAAAGUCGACAUUGGAUCAAGUGAACAGGCUUCACUCUCGUAUUUAGCAUUCGAGGGUGCAUCAAAACGUAAUCGUCCCGAUGUUCAAAUAGGCGAUGUGAUUUACGGUAAAUUACUUGUCGCAAGUAAAGACAUGGAACCCGAACUCGUUUGUGUUGAUUCAUUUGGAAAAAAGGGAAAACUAGGUGUUUUAAGUGCCGAUGGAAUGUUAUUUUCAUGCUCAUUGAGUUUAGUGAGAAAAAUACUUAAUCCCACAUGUCCAUUAUUACACCUACUCGCCAAGGAACACAAAUAUGAACUUGCAAUUGGAAUGAAUGGAAAAAUAUGGUUAAAAGCCGGUCCAUCAGUCGAUGAGACAAUUGCCGUGGCAAAUGCAAUUCUCGCCGCUGAAUUUACAUCGACAAAUGAAAUGCCAGAAUUAUGCUCGAAAAUUGCGCAAAUUAUUUUUAAAACCAGGUGACAAUUUUCUUAAAAUUCGAUCUUUUUAAUAUUUUCUCUUUUCUCUAAUUUGUUGAAUUUUAAUUUUCGAAUUUUGCGCAAAUAAAAAUAUUUUUAAAUUAAAAACAUAUCCAAUUUGUUACUAAAAAAAUACAACUUAACAUUAAGGAAUGGUGAAGAAAAUUCAUUAAUUAUAUGAAUGACUUUUUUUUAUUUAUUGUACCAUUAUUUGUAAUGAUGAGUUAUUUUUUUGUUUUUCUUUCUUUUUUUUUGUAAAUAAACUUUGAAAGGAUGACACAGCGUGAUUAGUUAAUAGCGUUAGACAAUCUGUGGUUUUUUUUGUUUACAAUAAAAAACCUUAUAUAUAAUAUA